AUGUUUGAUUUACAGACUUGCGCUCGACCAAAUAUCCUGGCCUUGCAGCCAUAUAGAUGUGCGCGAGACGACUACAAAGAUGAUGGCACCAACAUCCUAUUAGAUGCCAACGAGAACGCAUAUGGGCCCGGACUGGCACUUGAAGAGCUUGGAAAACAAAAGGAGAUUCAAUCAUCCGGCCUUGAACUCGAAGUCGAUCUGCAAGGGCUGAACCGAUACCCAGAUCCCCACCAGACCGAAUUAAAACAGCUCCUCUGCGAUCUAAGAAAUGCCGAAUCCCAAUCCCCCACGCCCCUCCGACCCGACCACCUCUUCAUCGGCGUCGGCUCCGACGAAGCCAUCGACAACCUCAUCCGCUGCUUCUGCGUCCCCGCCCGUGACAAGAUCCUCACCUGCCCGCCCACCUACGGCAUGUACAGCGUGAGCGCUUGUGUCAACGACGUUUCCAUCGUCAAAGUCCCACUCCAAGCCACCAACGACUUCGCCCCGGACGUCCCCGCCAUCUGCGCCGCCCUCGCCGCCGACCCGUCCAUCAAGCUCGUCUACCUCUGCUCCCCCGGCAACCCGACGGGGACCGUGAUCCCGAAAGCCGCGGUAGAUGCGAUCCUCGCGCACCCAUCGUGGAACGGCGUGCUGAUCGUCGACGAGGCGUACGUGGACUUUGCCGCGCCGGGCAGCUCGUUCGCGCCCGCGGUGCCGACGCACCCGAACCUCGUCGUCAUGCAGACGAUGUCCAAGGCGUUCGGCCUCGCGGGCCUCCGCAUCGGCGCGGCGUUCUGCGCGCCCGAGGUCGCGAAUCUGCUGAAUAGUCUCAAGGCACCGUAUAACAUCUCGGCGCCGACGAGCGCGUUGGCGCGGGCGGCGUUGACGGAGAAGCACCUCGCGAGGUCGACUGCGCUGAGGGACAUGAUCGUAAAGCAGAGGAACCGGAUGGUGGAGGAGUUGCCGAAAAUUGAGGGGGUGGGACGGUUCAGAGGGGGGUUGAACGCGAAUUUCGUAUUGGUGGAGAUGCUCGAUGGAAGAGGGGGGAAGCCGAGUAAUGAGGUGGCGUUGAAGGUGUACGAGCGGUUGGCGGAGGACCGAGGCGUGGUAGUGAGGUUUAGAGGGAAGGAGGCAGGAUGUGAGGGCUGUUUAAGGAUCACGGUGGGCACGGAAGCGGAGGUGAGUAGGUUUUUGAAGGAAUUACGGACCGUGUUGGGGCUUAUAUUGGGGCACGAUUCGACGAGGGCGGCGGACGAGGAGGCUAGAGAGCAAGACGCGAACGCGAUCGUAGCUUAA
Eremomyces bilateralis CBS 781.70 is the source of this 1278-nucleotide messenger RNA. RefSeq names its product histidinol phosphate aminotransferase. The record is from RefSeq and is a predicted model, not a curated record. The coding region runs from base 1 to 1278 and encodes 425 amino acids. Gene Ontology annotation, biological process: L-histidine biosynthetic process. The transcript is spliced from 3 exons. NCBI's taxonomy places the organism in Eukaryota, Fungi, Ascomycota, Dothideomycetes, Eremomycetales, Eremomycetaceae. Gene Ontology annotation, molecular function: L-histidinol-phosphate:2-oxoglutarate transaminase activity; pyridoxal phosphate binding.